AAACUCCUCCCUUUCUCCGAAGUGAGGCCGUCGUCAUUAAGUAUUAGGCGUCGUCUCACUCGUGCCACGCUACGCCUCCGCCAUCGGCCCUCCUGCAACAGCAGCAGCAGCAGAGGCAGCGGCAGCAGCAGAACGCCCCGUGACCGUUGAUCUCCGCAUAGUAGAACAUCCGACGCACGCACUCGCUUUCGGGAGUCAUUCGAGGGAAGCAGUCAUGAGUUUUCGAACCGCAAACUGGCAAGCCAUGGAAAAGCAGGGGAAAUUUACUGCGUUGUUUAUAAGCUGGCUUCUAGGAAAUGGAUCCCUGUUCUCAUGGAACAGCAUGCUGACGAUCGAGGAUUACUAUGCCAAUCUCUUUCCGAAAUACCACCCGACGAGAGUACUCACUCUCGUCUACCAACCUUUUGCCCUCGUAACCACUGCCGUACUAGCAUAUCAUGAAGCGAAAACCAAUACCAGGCUCCGCAACUUGGCUGGAUAUAUACUGUUCUUCGUAAGCUCGCUGGCGCUGGUUGUGCUUGAUGUGGCAACGUCGGGCAAAGGUGGGAUCGGCGCCUUUAUCGGUGUGUGUAUUGUGAGUGCAGCGUUUGGUACCGCCGAUGGCCAUGUUCAAGGAGGGAUGGUUGGUGAUUUGUCUUUGAUGUCCCCAGAAUUCAUUCAAUCUUUCAUGGCUGGGCUUGCAGCAUCCGGGACCCUGACCUCUGCACUGAGACUAAUUACCAAAGCAGCAUUCGAUGGCUCCCAAGAUGGUCUUCGCAAGGGAGCCACAUUGUUCUUUGCAGUUUCCGCGUUCUUCGAGCUGCUUUGCGUCUUCCUUUAUGCUUUCGUCUUCCCUAAACUACCAAUCGUUAAGUACUAUCGAGCGAAAGCAGCUUCUGAAGGAUCACGAACUGUUGCUGCCGACCUUGCUGCUGCUGGCAUCGAAGCACUCCCCGACACCGGCACAGAGGAGGAUCCCAAACGUCUGGAGCGUCUAAGCAACAAACAGCUGUUGGCACAAAACAUAGAUUACGCAAUUGACAUCUACUUGAUCUAUGUCUUGACACUGUCAAUCUUCCCUGGAUUCUUAUCCGAGGACACGGGCUCCCACAACCUGGGAUCAUGGUACGCACUCGUUCUGAUCGCCAUGUACAACGUAUGGGACCUCAUCGGUAGAUACGUACCUCUCAUAAAGUGCCUCAAGCUGACAUCGAGGAAAGGCCUCAUGGCCGCAACGCUGGCGCGCUUCCUAUUUAUUCCGGCAUUUUACUUCACAUCCAAGUAUGGAGCGGAAGGUUGGAUGAUCAUGUUGACCUCCGUCUUAGGACUCACCAAUGGCUAUCUCACUGUUUGUGUUCUUACGGACGCACCGAACGGAUACAAGGGACCUGAGCAGAAUGCCUUGGGGAAUUUGCUGGUAGCAUUUCUCAUAGCAGGUCUAUUCUCGGGUGUUGCGCUUGAUUGGCUAUGGCUGAUCGGUAAAGGCUGGUGAUGCUGCAGUGGGCUACCAGGCAAUGUCCGAUGCACUUGUGCAAAUAAAGACACAGCUGAUGGACUUUGGUGUAUUUAUUGGUACAACGAUUGUGCUACUUGUCUUAUGGUAUUUAUAUCCGAGAUCUUCUGUCAUUGCAGCUCGAUCAAUAAUUCGGGUUUAAUUUGAG
Musa acuminata subsp. malaccensis (wild Malaysian banana) is the source of this 1640-nucleotide messenger RNA. Its product is annotated as equilibrative nucleotide transporter 3. Lineage: Eukaryota; Viridiplantae; Streptophyta; Magnoliopsida; Zingiberales; Musaceae. Gene Ontology annotation, molecular function: nucleoside transmembrane transporter activity. Gene Ontology annotation, biological process: nucleoside transmembrane transport. Gene Ontology annotation, cellular component: plasma membrane. The record is from RefSeq and is a predicted model, not a curated record.